AUGUUUGGCGCCGCAUCCAACCCUACAUCGUCGCUGUUCCAGUUUGGUUCGACUGCUCCUGCUGCAUCGUCUGGGUUUGGCGCUUCAAACGCCAAUUCUGGUGGGUUGUUCGGCAACCAGGCAAAGAAACCUACAACUGGCCUAUUUGGAUCCACUACAGCCGCCCCGGCCUCCUCGUCGUUGGCUGUUCCCAAUCAAUCAAAUUCUACCUUUGGAAAUACAUCUUCAGGAGGUUUGUUUGGUCAAAAGCCUGCUGCUUCUACGGGUUUUGGUGGUGCGCAGACAUCUACUUCAACACCUUCCACGCCGUUUGGAGCAAAGCCUGCAACCGCUGGGGGCCUCUUUGGCGCAUCUAACACCACUUCCGGAGGGCUCUUUGGAUCUUCCAAUACCGCCUCUGCUGCCCCUUCUGGUGGUUUGUUUGGGGGUGGUAGUUCAACUCAACAACAAAACACACAACAGGGUGGUUUACUCGGGUCCACCAACACCAACAAUGCAGCACCUACGAGUGGUCUAUUUGGCCUGAAUGCCACAGCUCCAUCUACUGCUGGUCUGGGUGGUCUUUUUGGCAACAACAAUGCUGCUAAACCUGGAGGUCUCUUUGGAAACAACAAUGCCACCAAAGCUGGAGGUCUUUUUGGCCUGCUGACCACACAGAACACUAAUAAUAGUACAGGUGGCUUGUUUGGCGGAUCUAGCUCUGGUGGACUCUUCGGCGGCCAGCAACAACAGCAACAGCAACAGCAGCAAGUCCAACAGCAGCAACAACCACAGCUUACAGCCAUGACUCGUGUUGGUGAUCUCCCGCCAGAUGUCAAGAAGGAAUUGCAAGAUUUCGACAAGUAUAUCAGUACCCAGCAUCUCAUUGCAACCACCCUUAACGAAGAUCUUGUCAAGCACGACACCCUCAUAAAGUCCAUCCCCAAUGAUGUGAACUACUUGCAUACCAAAAUUCUGUCGAUCAAACUGGCGUUGAAGUUCGACACCGACCAGCUCAACUCUCUUAAAACCGUCAACAACGAGCUUACAGAAGACAUCGCAAACGUCAUGCAAUUGAUUAUCCAGCUUUCUACUCCGGGCACAAGACUCUCUUCUAGUUACCACUUGAAUGAGUUCUUCAUAAAAAGAAUCAAGAAGUACAGAGAGUUGUUGGCCAUCUACGAGGGCGUCAUCACCGAGGGAAAUGAAGCGAUUACUCGUUUGGAGCAAUCAUGCAACGAGGCGUGUGGAAACAUUGGUGAUGUGGUGCAAGUUGUGAGAAACCAGUAUGCCAUCUUCAUGGAACUCUGUGAAUCACUCGCGGAAAUCCACGGGGAAGUUACGCAUCUCACAAGAUAA
Sungouiella intermedia is the source of this 1338-nucleotide messenger RNA. The record is from the annotation of a GenBank genome assembly. NCBI's taxonomy places the organism in Eukaryota, Fungi, Ascomycota, Pichiomycetes, Serinales, Metschnikowiaceae.